Messenger RNA from Suncus etruscus (white-toothed pygmy shrew), 4796 nucleotides. RefSeq names its product amylo-alpha-1, 6-glucosidase, 4-alpha-glucanotransferase (gene AGL). Lineage: Eukaryota; Metazoa; Chordata; Mammalia; Eulipotyphla; Soricidae. The transcript is spliced from 33 exons. The record is from RefSeq and is a predicted model, not a curated record. Bases 57 to 4661 code for a protein of 1534 amino acids. Gene Ontology annotation, biological process: glycogen biosynthetic process; glycogen catabolic process. Gene Ontology annotation, molecular function: 4-alpha-glucanotransferase activity; amylo-alpha-1,6-glucosidase activity.
CUUCUUCAAUUUUGGAGUUUUUGCUCUGCAAGAUUUCAAGUCUUCUAGGAGCCAACAUGGGACACAGCAGACAGAUUAGAAUCUUACUUCUGAACGAAAUGGAAAAGUUGGAAAAAAACUCUUUUCAGAGACUUGAACAAGGUUUUGAACUACAGUUCCGACUAGGCCCAACAUUACAAGGGAAGUCAGUUACUGUAUAUACAAAUUACCCAUUUCCUGGAGAACCUUUUAAUCGAGAAAAAUUCCGUUGCCUAGAAUGGGAAAAUCCAACAGGAAGAGAAGAUGACUCUGAUAAGUAUUGCAAACUUGAUCUUGAGCAAGCCGGAUCAUUUCAGUAUUAUUUUCUUCAAGGAAAUGAGAAAAGUGGCGGGGGUUACAUAGUUGUGGAUCCUAUUUUACGUGUUGGUAAUGACAAUCAUGUGUUACCCUUGGACUGUGUUACUCUCCAAACAUAUUUGGCAAAGUGCCUGGGACCCUUGGAUGAAUGGGAAAGCCGACUUAGGGUUGCCAAGGAAUCAGGUUACAACAUGAUUCACUUUACCCCGUUGCAGACUCUUGGUAUAUCUCGGUCAUGCUACUCCCUUGCUAAUCAAUUAGAAUUGAACCCCGACUUUUCAAGACCUAAUCAAAAGUUUUCCUGGAAUGAUGUUGGACGACUGGUGGAAAAACUUAAAAAGGAAUGGAAUAUUCUUUGUAUUACUGAUGUUGUCUAUAAUCAUACUGCUACUAAUAGUAAAUGGAUCCAGGAACAUCCAGAAUGUGCAUACAACCUUGUGAAUUCUCCACAUCUAAAACCUGCCUGGGUCUUAGACAGAGCAUUUUGGCAUUUAUCCUGUGAUAUUGCAGAUGGGAAAUACAAGGAAAAAGGAGUCCCUGCUUUGAUUGAAAAUGAUCAUCAAAUGAAUUGCAUCCGAACAAUAAUUUGGGAGGAUAUUUAUCCAAAACUUCAGCUCUGGGAAUUUUUCCAAGUUGACAUUUACAAAACAGUUGAACAAUUUAGAGGACUUCUUACACAAGGAAAUAGGAAAAUGGCAUGCAAAACUGAUCCAGAGCAACACCUUAAGAUUAUUCAGGAUCCCGAAUAUAGACGGCUUGGCUGUACUGUAGAUAUGAACGUUGCUCUGGCUACUUUCAUACCACAUGACAAUUCAUCAGCUGCCAUUGAAGAAUGCUGUAAUUGGUUCCGUAAGAAAAUCGAGGAGUUAAAUUCUGAGAAGUACCAAGUCAUGAACUAUCAUCAGGAACAGGCAGUAAAUUGUCUUUUGGGAAAUGUGUUUUAUGAACGCCUAGCUGGCCAUGGUCCUAAACUAGGGCCUAUCACAAGAAAAGAUCCAUUAGUUACCAGAUAUUUUACUUUCCCAUUUGAAGAGAUGACCCUUUCCUCAGAAGAAUCUUUGAUGCAUCUUCCAAAUAAAGCCUGUUUUCUGAUGGCACAUAAUGGGUGGGUAAUGGGAGAUGAUCCUCUUCGAAACUUUGCUGAACCAGGUUCAGAAGUUUAUCUAAGGAGAGAACUUAUUUGCUGGGGAGAUAGUGUUAAGUUACGCUAUGGGAGUAAACCAGAGGAUUGUCCAUACCUGUGGGCACAUAUGAAAAAAUACACUGAAAUAACUGCAACUUAUUUCCAAGGAGUACGUCUUGAUAACUGCCAUUCAACACCACUUCAUGUAGCCGAGUACAUGUUGGAUGCUGCAAGGAAAUUGCAACCCAAUUUAUAUGUCGUAGCUGAAUUAUUCACAGGAAGUGAAGAGUUGGAUAAUAUCUUUGUCACCAGACUGGGCAUUAGUUCCUUAAUCAGAGAAGCAAUGAGUGCAUAUAAUAGCCAUGAAGAGGGCAGACUGGUUUACCGGUAUGGAGGAGAACCUGUUGGUUCCUUUGUCCAGCCCUCUCUGAGGCCGCUAAUGCCAGCAAUUGCCCAUGCCUUGUUUAUGGAUAUUACCCAUGACAAUGAGUGUCCUAUUGUGCAUAGAUCAGCAUAUGAUGCUCUUCCAAGUUCAACCAUUGUAUCCAUGGCAUGCUGUGCAAGUGGAAGCACUAAAGGCUAUGAUGAACUAGUGCCUCAUCAGAUUUCAGUGGUUUCUGAGGAACGGUUUUACACUAAAUGGAAUCCUGGAGCGUCUCCAUCAAAUGCAGGAGAAGUUAAUUUUCAGAGUGGAAUCAUUGCAGCCAGGCGUGCUAUCAAUGAACUUCAUCAAGAGCUUGGCGCCAAUGGUUUUAUGCAGGUAUAUGUGGAUCAAGUUGAUGAAGAUAUAGUAGCAAUAACAAGACAUUCACCUAGUAUCCAUCAGUCAGUUGUGGCUGUGUCUAGAACUGCUUUCAGGAAUCCCAAAACUUCAUUUUACAGCAAGGAAGUUCCUCAAAUGUGCAUCCCUGGCAAAAUUGAAGAAGUAGUUCUUGAAGCUAGAACUAUUGAGAGAAACACAAAACCUUACAAGAAGGAUGAAAAUUCAAUCAAUGGGAUGCCAAAUCUCACAGUAGAAAUUAGAGAACAUAUCCAACUUAAUGAGAGCAAAAUUGUCAAACAAGCUGGAGUUGCAAUGAAAGGACCCAAUGAAUUUAUUCAAGAAAUAGAAUUUGAAAAUUUGUCUCCAGGAAGUGUUAUUAUCUUCAGAGUUAGUCUUGAUCCACAUGCACAAGUCGCUGUUGGAAUUCUUAGAAAUCAUCUGACUCAGUUUAGUCCUCAUUUUAAAUCUGGGAGUCUUGCUGUCGAUAAUGCAGAUCCUAUAUUAAAAAUUCCAUUUGCUACUAUUGCCUCUAAGUUAACUUUGGCUGAGGUGAACCAGGUACUUUACCGAUGUGAAUCAGAAGAACAGGAAGAUGGAGGAGGCUGCUAUAACAUACCAAAUUGGUCAUCUCUUAAAUAUGCAGGACUGCAAGGGUUAAUGUCUGUACUGGCAGAAAUAAGACCAAAGAAUGACUUGGGUCAUCCCUUUUGUGAUAAUUUGAGAUCAGGAGAUUGGAUGAUUGACUAUGUUAGUGGCCGACUUAUCUCGAGACCUGGAGCUGUUGCUGAAGUUGGUAAAUGGUUGCAGGCUAUGUUCUUCUACCUGAAGCAGAUCCCACGUUAUCUUAUCCCAUGUUACUUCGAUGCUAUAUUAAUUGGUGCAUACACCACUCUUCUGGAUAUAGCAUGGAAGCAGAUGUCAAGUUUUGUUCAGAAUGGUUCUACUUUUGUGAAGCACCUUGCACUGGGUUCAGUCCAAAUGUGUGGAGUAGGAAGAUUUCCUUCUAUGCCAUGCCUUUCUCCUUCACUAAUGGAUGUACCAUAUAGGCUAAAUGAGGUCACAAAAGAAAAGGAGCAAUGUUGUGUGUCUAUAGCUGCAGGCUUACCUCAUUUUUCUUCUGGUAUUUUCCGCUGCUGGGGAAGGGACACUUUUAUUGCACUUAGAGGUAUACUCCUCAUUGCUGGACGCUAUUUAGAAGCCAGGAAUAUUAUUUUAGCAUUUGCUGCUACCCUGAGGCACGGUCUCAUUCCUAAUCUCUUGGGUGAAGGAACGUAUGCCAGAUACAAUUGCCGGGAUGCUGUGUGGUGGUGGCUGCAGUGUAUUCAGGAUUACUGUAAAAUUGUUCCAAAUGGGCUAGAUAUCCUCAAGUGUCCGGUUUCCAGAAUGUACCCGACAGAUGAUUCUGUUCCUUUGUCUGCUGGCACACUGGAUCAACCAUUGUUUGAAAUAAUACAGGAAGCGAUGCAAAGACAUAUGCAGGGAAUACAGUUUCGAGAAAGGAAUGCUGGUCCACAGAUUGAUCGAAACAUGAAGGAUGAAGGUUUUAAUAUCACUGCAGGAGUUGAUGAAGAAACAGGAUUUGUUUAUGGAGGAAAUCGUUUCAACUGCGGCACAUGGAUGGAUAAAAUGGGAGAAAGUGAUACAGCUAGAAACAGAGGAAUUCCAGCCACACCAAGAGAUGGGUCUGCUGUGGAAAUUGUGGGCCUGAGUAAAUCUGCUGUUCAUUGGUUGGCUGAAUUAUCUCAAAAAAAUAUUUUCCCUUAUCAUGAAGUCACUGUAAAAAGACAUGGAAAGAUGAUGACAGUGUCAUAUGAUGAGUGGAACAGAAGAAUACAGAACAACUUUGAAAAACUAUUUUAUGUGUCAGAAGACCCCUCAGAUUGUAAUGAGAAGCAUCCUCACCUCGUUCACAAACGUGGCAUAUACAAAGAUAGUUAUGGAGCUUCAAGCCCGUGGUGUGACUACCAGCUCAGACCUAAUUUCACCAUCGCAAUGGUUGUUGCUCCUGAGCUCUUUACUGCAGAAAGAGCAUGGAAAGCUUUGGAGGUUGCAGAACAAAAGUUGCUUGGUCCUCUUGGCAUGAAAACUUUAGAUCCAGAUGAUAUGGUUUACUGUGGAGUUUACGACAAUGCCUUAGACAAUGACAACUACAAUCUUGCCAAAGGUUUCAACUAUCACCAAGGACCUGAAUGGCUAUGGCCCAUUGGAUAUUUUCUUCGUGCAAAAUUAUAUUUUUCAAAAAUGAUGGGUCCAGAGACAUAUGCAAAGACUAAGUUUUUGGUUAAAAAUGUACUUUCCCGACAUUACAUUCAUCUUGAGAGAUCCCCUUGGAAAGGACUUCCAGAACUGACCAAUGAGAAUGGCCAAUACUGCCCUUUCAGCUGUGAAACCCAAGCCUGGUCAAUUUCUUGUAUUCUCGAAACCCUCUAUGACUUAUAGCUGAGUCAUAACUAUUUAUUAAGUUUGCAAUCAUUUGUAUUAUGGAUGCAAGGUCAUAAAUGCUGUAUAUGCACAGACUAGUAAUUAAAAAUCAUUCAUAUAAAUAUUUGCUCAAUUAAAUAAGAUUGUAAUCAC